AUGGCAUCACCUGCGCUUGGAUUCAUUGGUUUGGGUGUCAUGGGGUAUCCCAUGGCCGUGAACUUGCUGAAGAAACUUGAAACGAGAACUAAACUGCAUGUGUACGACGUGUCUAGCCAAGUUCUGGACAAUUUCGAACAAGAAGCUCCCAACUUGGUCUCCAUUUGCUCAAGUGCGCGUGAAGUUACAGAAAGAUCUGAUGUUGUUUUCACGAUUGUCCCGGAAGGAAAACACGUACGGGCCGUUUACCUUGACGAAGCUGACGGAGUGCUAUCUGUGGAAAUUGAUAACAAGAUACUGGUUGACUGUUCCACAAUCGAUACAACGACAUCAAUCGAUGUCCAUGAGGCUAUUUCGAAGAAAUCCGCCACUGCAUCCUUCUAUGACGCCCCCGUCUCUGGAGGCUCUCUAGGGGCAGCCGCUGCAACUUUGACAUUUAUGCUAGGUUGCAAUUAUGACGAUCCAAAUCUGCCGCUAUUGAAAGGGCUGCUAGGAGCCAUGGGGUCGUCUAUUUUCCCCUGUGGUGGAUUCUCCCUCGGCUUGACGGCGAAACUAUGCAAUAAUUACUGUUCCGGCCUCAUUGCCAUUGCCACAGCAGAGGCGUUCAAUAUCGGUAUAAAGUCGGGGAUGGACCCGUUGAUGCUAGCUAGAGUUUUCACGACAAGCACGGCCCAGAGUACUAUCAACGACAAGUGGAAUCCGGUGCCAGGAGUAUGCCCAAACUCUCCGGCUAGCAAGGACUAUCAGGGUGGGUUCAAGGUGCCGUUAAUGAAAAAGGAUUUCAACCUUGCCGUGGAGAUGGCGAAAAGGGUUGGUGCUCAGGUGCGUCUUGGAGAGUCUGGGCUGGCCGUCUAUGAGGAGUCGAGCGAGGAUGCGGAAUGUCGAGAUCGAGAUUCCCGAGUGGUAUUUCGUUAUAUUGGUGGCGACGAGGACUGGAAGGAGAAACUAGGGUUAUAA
Messenger RNA from Talaromyces rugulosus, 957 nucleotides. RefSeq lists its product as uncharacterized. Gene Ontology annotation, biological process: L-valine catabolic process. Gene Ontology annotation, molecular function: 3-hydroxyisobutyrate dehydrogenase activity; NADP binding; NAD binding. Gene Ontology annotation, cellular component: mitochondrion. NCBI's taxonomy places the organism in Eukaryota, Fungi, Ascomycota, Eurotiomycetes, Eurotiales, Trichocomaceae. The transcript has 2 exons. The record is from RefSeq and is a predicted model, not a curated record. Bases 1 to 957 code for a protein of 318 amino acids.